Molecule: messenger RNA, 2309 nt
Organism: Polypterus senegalus (gray bichir)
Lineage: Eukaryota; Metazoa; Chordata; Cladistia; Polypteriformes; Polypteridae
Gene: ggt1a
Product: gamma-glutamyltransferase 1a
Exons: 14
Coding region: 249-1967 (572 amino acids)
Biological process (GO): peptide modification; glutathione catabolic process; regulation of immune system process
Cellular component (GO): plasma membrane
Molecular function (GO): glutathione gamma-glutamate hydrolase
Source: RefSeq, a predicted model, not a curated record
CCAGAUUCCAGGUACACUACAGAUUCUGCCCAGAAUAUUACUUCCUCUUGGGACUUUGGUGUGACUGAUCAGUGGGAAUGUGACAAACCCACACCCAACAUGCAGUUAAUCAGCUGUGAAGCCAAAGAGGAAAGCAUUGCAUCUACAUGAGAUGUUCUGUAGGACUGGAUACUGGUUCGUCUUUGGGGGAAUAAUGAAAACUGAAGGAAUGAUAAGGAAAGAGUUUGAGAGCCAGAAGUGAAAGGAUCAUGAGCAAAAAAAAUAUCACCGUUGGGUUAGUGGCCCUACUGUUGGUCGCCAUCAGUCUCUUUGUUGGCCUUUUUUUUGGACUCAGUUGGAAAGUUUCCUUCCCUAAGAACUCCUAUUCCAAGGCAGCAGUUGCAGCAGAUGCUGGAAAAUGCUCUGAAAUUGGCCGGGAUAUCCUUAAGCAAAAGGGCUCAGCAGUGGAUGCCUGCAUUGCAGCAUUACUAUGCAUUGGACUCAUGAAUGCUCACAGUGCUGGAAUUGGAGGAGGGUUGUUUUUUAACAUUUAUAAUGCUUCAACUGGACAAGUAGAAAUUAUCAAUGCCAGAGAGACAGCUCCACGAGCAGCAACAGAGAACAUGUUUCAAAAUAACCCUGAACUCGCCAGAAAAGGAGCAUUGGCUAUUGCUGUUCCUGGUGAAAUUCGAGGAUACCAAUGGGCUCACAAACGUUAUGGCAAAUUACCUUGGAAGGACCUUUUUGAACCUAGUAUUAAACUGGCAGAAAGUGGUUUUCCCUUAGGAAAAGCUCUUGCUAGGGCAAUUGAAAACGAAAAGGAUGUGAUUGAGAAUGAUAUGUCUUUAUGUGAAGUAUUUUGUAACUCUGAAGGGAAAAUCUUGAAGAUAAAUGAAAUCAUCAGAUUCCCCAAGUUAGCGAAAACAUACAGACAAAUAGCCGAAGAGGGAGCUGAUGUCUUUUACAAUGGAUCACUUGCACAUCAAAUAGUUAAAGACAUUAAAGAGCAAGGUGGAAUUAUUACGAUAGAGGACCUGCAGAAUUACAAACUUGAUUCAGAGAAUCAACCUUUGAAAUUUGAGAUAAGCAACUAUACAAUGUAUGUUCCCAGUGCUCCAUCUUCAGGUGCAGUCCUUGGACUCAUAUUAAAUAUUCUUGAAGGAUACAAUUUAACCAAUGAAAGUGUUUCAACAGUGGAAAACAAAAUAUUGACAUAUCAUCGCAUCAUAGAAGCAUUCCGAUUUGCAUUUGCCAAGAGGAGCAAACUGGGGGACCCGCACUUCCUGAACAUUACCAAUUUCAUACAAAACAUGACCAGUGAAGAAUUUGCUGAGAAACUACGAAGUAAAAUUUCUGAUGAUACUACCUUUCCAGUUGAGUAUUAUGAGCCUGAAUACUUAAUCCAGGAUGAUCAUGGAACAACACAUAUCUCCAUUUUGGCAGAAGAUGGAAGUGCCGUGUCUGCCACCAGCACCAUCAACCUUUACUUUGGAUCAAAAGUACGCUCUAAUGUAACAGGCAUCAUUUUUAACAAUGAGAUGGAUGACUUCAGCACAAGCAACAGUUCAAAUGGAUUUGAAGUGCAUCCUUCACCCAAUAACUUCAUCAAGCCUGGUAAAAGGCCAUUAUCAUCCAUGUGUCCAGCUAUUUUAUUGGACAAAAACAAAAAGGUAAAGAUGAUAGCAGGUGCGUCAGGAGGAACAAAAAUUACUACAGCUGCAGCAUUGGUGAUCUUGAAUACUCUGUUUUUUAAAUAUGAUUUGAAGGAAUCUGUGAAAAAUCCACGAAUGCAUAACCAGCUUUUACCCAAUGUGACACAGUUGGAAGAUGGCAUUCUCCAGGCUGUUCAAGAUGGUCUUCGGGCGAAGAAUCACAUAAUUGAGAAGCUACCACCUCCAGGGGCCGUGGUACAGGCUAUCUUACAUGAUGGGCACCGGAUUUAUGCAGAGUGUGAUGAACGGAAAGGAGGAUAUCCUGCAGGUUAUUAAGAAAUUGCACUUCAAGAACUUCACCUCAAGCAAACUUUAAUGACAUAAACAAAUGUCACAAGUAUAUCCAUACAAUGAUGUUUCUUCAGUGUACCUGAAAGUGAAAGUUAAUUGUCCAUUAGCUAUACAGAUGCACAAUUCAGAUGCAUGAUCAACAGCUCCUCCUACCUGUUCUCUUGUAGCUUGCUGCUGCUAGAGUUGGGGGUGGGGUGGGGGAUGACUUUAAAAACUUUGCAUUUUUAUACUUCUUUAUCUGACACUAGAGUGAUCACCUUUAAACCUUUAAAACUAUGUUCUUCUUAUGUUUGUUAAAAGAUGUGAUUAAAGGGGAAAGAUAUGAAA